AUGGAUGCUGAGAUUGAAACUAUUGAAAAGAAUGGAACUUGGGAGCUAGUGGAAAGGCCUACAGAUAAACCAGUCAUAGGAGUCAAAUGGGUGUUCAAAACCAAGUUGAAUCUGGAUGGAACAGUUCAAAAACACAAGGCUAGGCUUGUAGCUAAAGGGUAUGCUCAAAAACCUGGUAUUGAUUAUAAUGAAACCUUUGCCCCGGUGGCAAGGUUAGAUAAAAUUAGAACUUUGAUUGCACUUGCAGCACAAAAGGGUUGGAAGUUGUUCCAAUUAGAUGUUAAGUCAGCCUUCUUGAAUGGAGUACUUGAGGAGGAGGUUUAUACUGAGCAACCAGAGGGGUUUGAAGUGAAAGCAGCAAGUCAUAAGGUCUAUAAAUUGAAGAAGGCACUCUAUGGUUUGAAGCAGGCUCCCAGAGCCUGGUAUAGUGAAAUUGACACCUAUCUAGCUAGCUGCAAUUUUAAAAGAAGCACUAGUGAGGCCACCGUAUAUACCAAAACUGAUGAAGAAGGAAAAUUGAUCAUUGUCUCUAUAUAUGUUGAUGAUAUAGUUUAUACUAGAAACAGUAAUGCAUUGCUCAAUGAGUUUAAAAGGGACAUGAUGCAAAAGUAUGAGAUGACUGAUUUAGGACUCUUACAUCAUUUCUUGGGAAUGGGAGUUCUACAAACUGAUAAAGGGGUGUUUAUUCAUCAAACCAAGUAUGCAAAGUCCUUGUUUGUGAAGUUUGGUCUCGAGGAUUGUAAGUCAAUAACAAUUCCUCUACCCACUGGUGAGAAACUAAAGAAAAUUGAUGGAAGUCAGUUGGUUGAUGAAGGUUUGUUUAGAAAAAUUGUUGGCAGCCUGUUGUAUCUGACUGCAACCAGGCCUGAUAUAAUGUUUGCAGCCAGUUUGUUAUCAAGAUUCAUGCAUAGCCCUACAAAGAAACACAUGGGAAUUGCAAAAAGGGUUCUCAGAUAUGUUCAAGGUACUCUCAGUUAUGGCAUUGAAUUUACAAGGGACAAGAAUGCUGUUCUGAUUGGUUUUUGUGACUCUGAUUGGGCUGGCAGCGAAGAUGAUAGUAGAAGCACAUCUGGAUAUGCAUUCAGUUUUGGUAGUGGAAUUUUCUCAUGGGCUUCGGUCAAGCAAAACACAGUUGCAUUGUCAACUGCAGAAGCUGAAUACGUCUCAGCAGCUGAGGCAACAACUCAAGCUAUCUGGCUAAGACUUGUGUUGGAUGAUUUUGGUGAAAUGCGACCUGAUGCAACACCAUUGUUUUGUGACAACAUGUCAGCAAUAUCAAUGGUCAAAAAUCCUGUUUUCCAUCAGAAAACAAGGCACAUAAACCGAAGGUAUCAUUUCAUAAGGGAAGCUUUACAAGAAGGGGUGAUUGAUAUAAAAUUCUGCUGA
Molecule: messenger RNA, 1386 nt
Organism: Prunus armeniaca (apricot)
Lineage: Eukaryota; Viridiplantae; Streptophyta; Magnoliopsida; Rosales; Rosaceae
Source: the annotation of a GenBank genome assembly